AUGUCGUACCUGAUACAGGAAAACCAAAAAGUUUCACUAAUCAACGUAAAAGAGUUUAAAUCUUUUGAUGCGGAAAAAAAUGAAACAGGAGAGAACAGAAAUAAUAAUGUACAAGAAGACAAAAAAGAUGGACAUUCAGACAAUAACAUUGCAAAUUCCGGGAGCACAAAUUCAAUAUGUCCUUAUGCUCAUUCAAUUCCAACUGGACAAUCACCGCUGCUUGGUUCUAAGGGAGUAAACCUGAUUCCUACUACAUUAGUUAAAAACAUUCCCAGAGAAAAACGAUUCUCGGCGUGGAAUAUCAUGAGGAUGAAUCGACGAGGCCAUCAAUUUUUUCUCAACAAAAUGCGAAAACACAACAGUAGUGUGUACAAAGUAAAAUGUGAGGAAGAAAGAAUAAUGAUUUGUGAUCACGUUGGCUUGCAAGUGUUGUAUGAUCCUGACAAGGUUGACAAAAUGCUAGGAUUUGGGACAAUGGACUAUAACCCUGUGAUAUUACGAAACUACGUACCAGCAAUGUUUUCGAAUGAUGAAGAACACAGAUAUAAGAAAAACGUAGCUUUGCAAGUUGUGAAGCAUGUUACCAGUACUCACUCGCUCGAGGACUUGAACAAGAUCAUAGCAGAGCAAUUUAGAUCGCUGAAACCAAUUGAGAAUUUGAAUAAAAAGUCUGCCAUGACUCUUGAUUUUGAAGAAGUUAUUCAAAAGGCUGUUGCAAGCGUGAUAACCAAAAUUUUAUUAGGUGAAAAUAUUGAUGAUCUGAAACUUUUGGAAAAUUGGUUGGAAAAAACAAUGGAAUUUCGAUAUGGAUUUGAUUUGACAGAUGAAGAUGAAAUAAGCGUUGCCGACAAAUUGUUUCAAAAACUUGAAGCGACGCCCACUAUUAAGAAUUUGGGAGAAAUUGUGAAAUCGGACAGCUUAAGUGAUAAAGAGAUUGUCAAAGAAAUUAUAUGGAUGACUGUUUUUAAUGCAUUUGGUGGCUGCCAAAAUGUGAUCCUAUCUGCAUUAGCAACCAUAGCCAGGCUACAUGAACGCGAUAGAACGUUGCUCGAGGCUGAAGCGAAUUUAUAUUUAACUAAAACAGACGACCCUGUAACUUUAGAGAGUCUAACUUAUAUCAAUGCAUUCAUUCUUGAAAUCUUAAGACUUUUCCCACCUGCAGUAACUCAGUUUGGGAGAGCAGAAAAAGAUUUUCUAUUAGAAUCAACAUCCGGUACUUUUAAAGUCAACAAAAACGAACUCCUCUGCGGUUAUGUAUAUGCAGUGCAACGUGAUGCGAACUUGUUUGAAAAACCCGAUGAAUUUUCCAUCCAUCGACCCCGGGAGCAAGUAGAACAGUAUAUUUAUACAUUCGGAGGUCAUAUUUCGAAUACUCCGUCAACUGAGAACGGAGAUUGUCCAGGAAAAUACUUAGCUUUAAAAAUUGUAAAGUUAUUCACCAUUCAUUUGCUGAAAUGCACAAUUAUACCGUUCAAAUAUCCAGCAUACACCGGACGAAAUUAUACACGAGGUAUUGGUACAGACGAUCCAAUUAAAAUCCGAACAUUUAUGUACAACCAAUGA
Molecule: messenger RNA, 1563 nt
Organism: Hydractinia symbiolongicarpus
Lineage: Eukaryota; Metazoa; Cnidaria; Hydrozoa; Anthoathecata; Hydractiniidae
Exons: 1
Coding region: 1-1563 (520 amino acids)
Biological process (GO): sterol metabolic process
Molecular function (GO): oxidoreductase activity, acting on paired donors, with incorporation or reduction of molecular oxygen; iron ion binding; heme binding
Source: RefSeq, a predicted model, not a curated record